Aspergillus saccharolyticus JOP 1030-1 is the source of this 1068-nucleotide messenger RNA. RefSeq lists its product as uncharacterized. The record is from RefSeq and is a predicted model, not a curated record. Bases 1 to 1068 code for a protein of 355 amino acids. The transcript has a single exon. NCBI's taxonomy places the organism in Eukaryota, Fungi, Ascomycota, Eurotiomycetes, Eurotiales, Aspergillaceae.
AUGGGUGGUGAGACGGACGCACCCGGUGCCUGUCUUCGCGGCGAAUUCUGGAUCGGAUUCCAGUACCCAGGCGACAAGAGAGCCUGGUCCAGCUGGGAGAUCACCGCUACUCUGUCCGAGAAGGAGAUGGAAGUCAGGGGCGGUCGACGCGCUCACUUCGUGGCCCGGAUGACCAAAAUGGACCCGUCAUUCGUCGCCACAUUAUACUCGGACGGCACAGAGCAGACCUGCGCCGUGAAAUUCGCCGUGACGGUCACGAACUCCCACGUGAGCCAAGCGGUCGACCAGCCAGACACAGAGCUCAAUCACGACUUGUUCGAUCCCCGUCUCCGGAACUACACCGAUCCCGAAUUCCAUCACAUGGUCCAUAUUGCUUCUCAGCUUCAGCGCAAGCAGACGGUUUCUACGCGCUGCCCGGCCUACCAUGAACACCUGAUGCUGCGGCUCGAGGACCUGGUGCCGGAGGACUUUCGCCGACUGCGCGCCGCCGACCAGCUCGGCAAGGCUGCUUGCGCUCCCAACUAUGACGAGCUCCUCGACAUAUCCAAGGGGGUGUGUGGCCUGGUCACCUUCCUCCGAAUGGACGAGGUGCCGCCGCGAGCCCCGGAGCGCCCAGACAAAGAGCUGAAAGAGCGUCGGUUGCCGCCACUGCCUAGCCCACCACAGCUGGAAACAUUGAAAAAAGCCGAGCGAAGGCUACUGAAGUCGAAGUUUAGGGACACCUUGUGUAGGCUUCGCCGACUCAACCUCAUCCACCGGAACCCGAGUCCCGAGCACCUGGUUUGGUUGUCGAAACAGAAGACAGGGCCAGACGGCAGUCCACAAAAUAUGCUGUUCGACUUCUGGAUCCUGGGGCUCCGCCACAUGGACGAGUUCCAGCCCGGUCGCGAUCCCGAUCCUUUGCUCUUCAAUCGCCAGCAGUGGAAUGAUCACCUCCGCGCCUCGGGCCUCCUGGCCCCCGUGGCUCCGAAACAGAAUCAGAACAGUGACGAUGACAUAUUCGCGGAGUGGGUUGAGCCUGGUGAUUAUUACCCGAAUAUGGAUUGGGUUGAGGGAGAGGAAGACUAG